Mirounga angustirostris (Northern elephant seal) is the source of this 7744-nucleotide messenger RNA. It is a transcript of the gene MMD, whose product is annotated as monocyte to macrophage differentiation associated. Bases 290 to 1030 code for a protein of 246 amino acids. Gene Ontology annotation, molecular function: pore-forming activity. The record is from RefSeq and is a predicted model, not a curated record. The transcript is spliced from 8 exons. Lineage: Eukaryota; Metazoa; Chordata; Mammalia; Carnivora; Phocidae. Gene Ontology annotation, cellular component: membrane.
CCGGCGCCCGUGGGCGGAGGAGCCGGGAGGCGGGAGGCGGGAGGAGCCGGGAGGCGGGAGGCGGGAGGCGCCGGGGCCGUUUAAGCGGCCUCCCUCCCGCCCCCAGCCGCCCGGUCUGGCCCCCGCCCUGUCCCGACCCCCGGCCUGGCCCACUCAACCUCGCCCCGCCGAGCGGUCCGCCGGGUACGCGGGCGGCCUCCGGAGCAGCCCAAGCCGAUGAGGGCCGCGCGCCCUGCGGCCGGCGCUGACGAGACGGAGCUCCCGGCCCUCGAGGAGGAGCGGAGGAUCAAUGCGGUUCAAGAAUCGAUUCCAGCGGUUCAUGAACCACCGGGCCCCAGCCAAUGGCCGCUACAAACCAACCUGUUACGAACAUGCUGCUAACUGUUACACACAUGCAUUCCUCAUCGUUCCGGCCAUCGUGGGCAGUGCCCUCCUGCAUCGGCUAUCGGACGACUGCUGGGAAAAGAUCACCGCGUGGAUUUACGGGAUGGGCCUCUGCGCCCUCUUCAUCGUUUCCACAGUAUUUCACAUUGUGUCGUGGAAGAAGAGCCACUUAAGCGUAGCACAUGUAAGAGCGCGGCGGCUGUGGGAAGGGACAGAGUACACUGAACUUGGAGGCAGCCCGGCCCUACCACUCAACAUUAUGACAGUGGAGCAUUGUUUUCACAUGUGUGAUAGAAUGGUUAUUUAUUUCUUCAUUGCUGCUUCUUAUGCUCCAUGGUUAAAUCUCCGUGAACUUGGACCCCUGGCAUCUCAUAUGCGUUGGUUUAUCUGGCUCAUGGCAGCUGGAGGAACCAUUUAUGUAUUUCUCUACCAUGAAAAGUAUAAGGUGGUUGAGCUCUUUUUCUAUCUCACAAUGGGGUUUUCUCCAGCUUUGGUGGUGACAUCAAUGACUGGGAUACUGAUACCUCUCUCCCAGAGUUUCGGGGGGAAGGGAAUAAUGCGUGUUAAGCACAGCACCCAGCUGACACACAGGAGCGUCUCAGGAAGGAUAAUCAUCAUCAUUGCUGUGAGACCACCUUCCAGGUGAGGCAGCUUCGCUAACUGAUCCUUCAUGGUUAGAAACUCAUUUCACAUGGAAUCUCACCCAAUGCAGAGAGAUCCAUUUCAAGUCAACAACAGCAGUGAGCAUUUCAGGAUGGGAAUUAUUGCAAUUUUAAAGUUCAGAGGGAAGGAAAACCAAUUCUUUGGAGCAAAUGUGUAUUGUCCAUUGUUACACUGUGUUUUUACAACAAAUGAAAUGAAAUGGAAAGUAGCCUUCCUCUGUACCAGGCAGGCUGGACAUAUUAUCCCAUUUAAUCUAUCAACAUAAUAUCUUUAAGUCUCCAGUGAAUGGCUCCACGUGUUUCGUAGCAGGAGGAAGAGGAGCUGGGUCCCUGUGGUCCCAGCACACUGCCGAGGCAAUCAAAAGCUGGGUCCCUGCAAGGUGGCUCGUUGACAUUAUUCUGAGCAGCGGAUGGGUGGCUACAGUCUGACCUGACAGGCGGGCCACACCUGUGUAGACAAGUGCAGCCUUUCUUUUGGUCAUUUAAGCCAUUUUCCCCAUCUCCCUCUCCUGUUCUCAUUUUCUUUGGGAGCCACAGCACUUCCUUUGAUUUGCCUGCUGUGUUUCCUCACACAAAACCCUUCGUCUGAGAGAGAAAGUCGUCCUCAUAUUACCUUUAAUCUGAAUAUCAAUUUCAGCAUCUUAAACCAGAGAGCCUUAUCUAGUCCAGCUGCUUUGAUUGAGAUAUGGUCUGGAAAGAAGUAAAAUAGAGUUUGUGGGGCUUGCCUGACAUCUCUCUGAGCCCUCUUGUACUUUUCCUUCCAGAGAAUUCUCACCUCUCCCAGGUCCUGGUGUGCUGAUGAAAUAGACAUUCUGUUUUGUUUCUGUUGGGCACAGAGUGAAGUCCAAAUGCAUUUCCUAAUGGUUUGUUUUCCAGCUGGGCUGAACAGAAUCAAAGCCACAAACCACCAGUGAGGGCCCAAGAUGUCUAAAUGGAUGGGGAAGCCAUUUAAAAUGCUAGAAAAAAUAAAAAUAAAAUCAGAGGCUGAUGGGAUUCUCUGUAGUUAUUUUACUGAGUAGGAGGAGAUUGUUUUUUAUACACAUAUAAAGUAUAUCAUUAGCCAAUUAUAUUACAGUGAGGUAUUUACCAAUCAGCAAUGCUUCUGUUUUUUUUUUAAAUAAAGCAUAUCUGUACAUCCCCUCGUCUAACCAACCCCUUCCUCCUUCCCUCCCUCCUAACCCCUGCCACCAAGAACUUCCACUAAGUGAUCAGCAAACUCAUCUAUAUCUUCAAACACAUCUUCGAGUAUUUCCAACACCCACUUGCCUUAGUUGAAACCCAAGGUGACUGUGUGCCCCCUUCCUCUCUCAUAGCUCAGGAUCCAAUGGAAGGAUAAUGGUCCUCCUUGUUUACCGUUGCUACUUCCAGACGAUUAUUCCCCUGCCCUCUUAUGAAAACAAAUUAAACCCAAAACACACAACAGCACAACAAACCCAGCUCCUUCGAAGCUCAUGCUAUCCUACAUUACUCCCUACUCCCCUGCUUUAGUUGUCAUUUGCCCUCCUUCACUGAAGACUUUAGGACCUGAGUCACCGUCAUUGUCUCCUGUGAUCAAUGCCAUCAAGCGUAAUAACUUGUAUCUGCAGGGAGGCUGCUCAGCCAACGCCUUGCACAUCAACUCAGUGAACUUCUCAACUGUACCUCAACCCACGUGCCCAUGAUCCUGCCCCAGACACUGUCAAAUACCUACACCCCUUCCAAAACUCAUGGUUUUGCAAAUCCAAUUUCUAGGCCUCUGACCUAUGAGUCCAACCACUUACUUUUUUCUUUUGUUCAUUGGCCCUCUCUUGACAUCACUUGCCUCUUCAUGGCUUCUAUUUCAUGAUUUGUCAAUGUCAUCACUUUUCUCUCUUCAUCACACCCGUCUCACAGACUGAACAGUUUCCUACCCCAGUGCCCCCAAGAAAGGCCAUGGGAAACCACAAUGUAGAGCAAACUGCUGUCACUCUAAAUGAAUAACUUACUGUGAAUGGGUGCACUGUGAUGCCUCAGAUUCCUAAUGGCUCUCUCUAUAUCUGGUAAGCUUGAUCUCCCCUUCUCUCCCCAAAUUUCCUAUUCUUGUCUUUCACUUUAUGGUUAAAGUAAAAGCCGUCACGUGGAAGGGCUGCUGCCAGUUCGGUACACAUGCUUGUGUCAGCCUCAGUCUUUGCUUCCGCUCUUGGUCCAGUGGAGCAAGUGUCCUACUCCUCUGCAAGGCCGGUCUCUUCAUGUGCAGCUGGGCUUCUCUCUCUCGAAGGCAAUAGCCCUAGUAUUGCACAUCAUUACCUGCCCCUUCUUAAUUUGAUCCAUCCCGUCUACACACAAACAUGGUGCAAAAGCUUUCAUCUUAAAAACUUUACAAACUAGAGGGUGCCUGGGUGGCUCAGUCGGUUAAGCGACUGCCUUCGGCUCAGGGUCAUGAUCCUGGAGUCCCGGGAUCGAGUCCCGCAUCGGGCUCCCUGCUCAGCAGGGAGUCUGCUUCUCCCUCUGCCCUCUUCCCUCUCGUGCUCUCUGUCUCUCAUUCUCUCUCUCUCAAAUAAAUAAAUAAAAUCUUAAAAAAAAAAAACAAAACACCUUUACAAACUAGCAAAACUACUCUGAUGAUCCCACAUCCCUGUAGAACUCCACCCUAUUCUCUUGAUUCCUCACGCUUCCUUCAGACACAUUAUCUCCACUUCUCUUCACAUUUGCUCGUGCUUUACUCUUGUGCCCAUUCUGAUCUGGUGUCUCCCCUUACCACUCCAAAAUGGCUCCUCUCAAAGUCCCUAAGGACUUCUGUCUUCAUCCUGCUCUGAUUGCUCCUGAGGGGUGCAGUGCAGUCCAGCCUUCCUGAACCCCAGAGUUGACUGGGAUCGAAGGAGAGUUCUUCUUGGCUUUCUCUUUCCCUGGUUUUCCCUGUUAAAUUUUUGCCUGCUCUGCCAUUUUGCUUGUAUCAUGCAGAUGGAUACCAGUCUCCUUUUGCUUUCCACAAAGAUGGCCAUUAUUUUCAACAAUGCUCAUCGUCAUGGAGUUUUCCAUACUUUAUUCCAAAUAAAGUCAGUCCCCUAAGGCAGAGCUGCAGAGCUUUUCCUCCGUAGGGUGUGCUUUUCCCACGAGGCAGAACCCCUCUACUACUGCACUGGAGCUGGGUCAGAGACCCUCUUUCCCCAGGAUGACGUCCUGCUCUAUGAGGGGGUACUAGGGGAAGGGGAACCCUUUGUCUUCUCAGCUUGCCCUUCCCAGCAUGGAAUUUCUGCCCUACAAGGAAGCUAGAGUGGAGGCAAACAGGGCCCCAGUACCACUGACUUACCAUGACUGGAGCAGAGCUUCUGCCCUACCAGGGGCUAGAUGAAGAAAAGGAGACUAGGUAAAGGAGACCCAGUCCUCUUGGUAUGCCUAUCUAGAAUAGAACUUCCACAAAAUGGGGCUGGGAACUGAGAAACACCAGCAUCCUGCCCCUUCAGAAGUCAAACCACCGCCCCAGACUAGGGUCUAAGGGACACUGGAGCCCUGUGGCUGCACAUGACCCAGGUAGAGCUUCCAUGACAUGGGGCUCGUGGGGAGGACGAGGGAGAACAAGGCUCAGAUGCCACAGACUUGCGCUGUUCUUAAUGGAAAUUUUAUAGAUUUUCCUGAAAGAAGGUUUUCUUUUGCUGUAUGCCCUUGGGACAGUUUCCAGAGACUUUAAGUGAUGGCUAUUCAAAAUAAUUUUCUCAGUUAAAUUUUUAUUUUGCUGGGUAGAAAGUCUUCCAAGUUUAUUACUCCAUUAUUCCAGAAGUCCCAUCUUUUAAUUCAUCUUUGUAUACCCACCACAGUGUCCCUGGGCAUGUUAGCAUCGGGGCUAACAGCACAAACUCCUUUAAAAAAAAAUUACUCACCUGCUUAAAAAAAAAAAAAAAAAAUCUCACUUUUGCUAAUGCAAUUGGAAAUAAGACUUUGAGAUAUUUCAAUGUAUUUCCAAUUCUCUUUGAAUGCAGCAUUUCAGAAGUUCAGAUAUUUCAUAAGAUUCUUGAAAAUACUGGUGCUGUCAAGUCCAAGUUCCUCAUACAGGAAUUUAAUGUGGGCUGUAAUCUUUUUGUGAGAAUCCUAAUCAACUGAUGGCCUCUAGGCUGAAUAUCUAAAGUAAUCUGGGGGGCCUGAUAGCCUAACCAACUCUCUAACCUGCCUGGAUUCAAGUCUCUGUUCUGCCACUUGUUAGCUAUGUUACUUAGAACAGGUUGUAAAACUCAUAGUAGCUCCCUGAGAGGAUUGUGGUGGGAUAAAUGGAUUAAUACAUGGGAAAUAGUUGGCUCAGAGUUAGGCACCCGCGGAAGGACAGCUCUCCGUUCAUCUUGGUAACCUCUGCGUGGUGACAGAUUGCCACAAGGGGGCAUCAAGAGCCAGGUGUAACGAUGAAGCGCUCCAGGGAUCUUUGGUUAGGUCAUCCCCAUGGUUAUAUUUGUAGGCCGACCAGAACUAGAUAUCUUUCCAGACAACAGAAGAUAGAAGUUGGAGGCACUUCCUAAACAUCACCAUACUAUUUUCCACCAAAGACAGGAACUCAAGACCCUUCCUAAACAUCACUAGGUCAUUCCCCCAACUUGAAGCUUUAUUGUAGAGACACAGGAAGUAUGCUGUCAGGAGAAAAAGUCUCAUUUGAUUUACAAGGUACUAUUCCUGUGUGCAAGGUAGUGUUCUAGGAGAUGGGAGGAUGCAGAGGUUCCCUUCAGGAACAAUCAUAGAUACAAAGUUGGUAUUUACUUACUGAGUGUGUGCCAUGCAUCAAGGAUCCUAACAGCAUAAGGCAUCAUCCCAUUCCUUUCAUUCUGAUUGAAGAGGGCCCCAUAGGCUCAGCCAAGGGUUUGACCUUUGCUCAGAGGAUGACAAAAAGUCAAUCGAUAUUCUGGAGCAAGGAGGAGAGAACUUAAUGAAGAAGGUACUUAGCAUGAUUUAUUCAGAGUGGAGUGCAGGAAAGAAGAGUGAAAGAAAAAGGCAGAGAUGCCCUCUGGCAAGAUUGCAAUAGACCAGUGCAAAGCCAAACUUGAUGAAAGCAAAAGCUCUUAAUAAAAGUAAAUUUCAGGAGAAACCCCAAUAGUUAAGAAAAUAAAAAUGAAGCUGAACCAUGAAACAGUGACUGAAACUGGUGGAAACAGGAGUCUUCACCGACUAGACCUCUCUCUCACCUUCUUAGAACUCCCCAAAUGGCGAAUUGGAUAUAGGUUUUCAAAACCAAAUGAAACGUUGGAAGAGCCUUGGGUGUAUCUCUGUGGAACACAACUUGAAAACAACUGCAACUGUCCAAAAAGUAAAGUGGACGGAUGAAGACACAGGAGAAAGGAUGACUUGAGGAUGGAGGGAGGUGGGGCAGAAAGAUAACCCAGAACCUGACACCAAGCUGCCCCCCCCCCACUGUGUCCUCACUCCAUCCCAGCUGCAUCCUCCGCCCUCUGUCCUCCUCCUCCUUGCUUCACUUCUGCUUUCCUUCACAUUCGUCCAGCGCCUUACACUAGUGUACGUCCAGGGUCUGAGCCCCACUUUGCACAUUAAUCUUGGUUCUCAUCCUUGGUUACAAUUCACAUUUGCCUCUCCCUUCCCGGAGACAACCUAGCCUGAGCCAGGCUUAUCAAUGGGAGCCCUGGCCUGGACCCAGCAGGUCACCAUUCUUGCCACCUGCUGUGGAAAUUAGAAAGAAGAAUGAAGGGGACCUAGCAACAGAGCAUGUAUGGAGGCAGAACUGAUAAAGGAAGGGAAGAAAGGGAAAAGGGUCAUUAAUAAGCUAAUAUUUAUGAAGUGGUCAGUGUACCAGGCACAUUGCUAAGAUGUUUUAUACACGUUAUCUUAGUAAUAUGCCCAUGUUUGUAUAUAAUAUACAUAGGUGUAUCUUCAUAUAUCAUAUAUAUUUAUACUUAUAUAAAUCCAUGGGCAGUGGGUGGGAAUAGGUAAGAUGCCACAAAGCACACUGCUGCUGAUGAAGAUGCAGCCAUCUUUCCUGAAUAAAUACUCUUUGGAUGGUUGCAAGACUUUGGUUACUUUCCAGAGUUUGGAAAAUGUUGAUUCUGAUCAUUUUUGCCAGUGUUCUCGUUGCUUUUGUGGAAAGGUGGAUUUUCAGAAAUCUUUGCUCUGUUGUAUGCAAACUGGAGCCCCGGGGCAAUGCUUCCCAGGCCCCUGCAUCCCACUGCUCACUCGCCCUUGGUUUGUCGUCCUCAGAACCCUGAGUCUUUCAUGAACUGCUGGCUACUCCUUGCUGUAUCUGAUUGUUUUCAAGUAGGUGUAAGGCUUUUCAUUUUCACCAAUUAAAUUUCAUUUUCUUGAUUUUUGUUGUUGUUCCAAGAUGUCAAAUAAUUUGGGAUCCUGGCAUCAGUAAGUAUGUUUUUGUUUGUUUCAUUGGAGUCAUAGACAACAUUACUGGCCCAAGUCUGAGCACAGACCAGCAUUCUGGGGCUCUGCCGGGUAUCCCCUCCGGGGGACAUUUAGUCCAUUAACUAGUUUGGGAAUAGGUAAGAUGCACUUUUAUUUCCAAACUGCAUCUGUAGCAUUCCAAAACCUACCAGUAAGACACCUUUUUCUAAAAAGGAAAGUUGGUGGGGCACCUGGGUGGCUCAGUCGUUAAGCGUCUGCCUUCGGCUCAGGUCAUGAUCCCAGGGUCCUGGGAUCGAGCCCCGCAUCGGGCUCCCUGCACUGCGGGAGGCCUGCUUCUCCCUCUUACACUCCCCCUGCUUGUGUUCCCUCUCUCGCUGUCUGUGUCUGUCAAAUAAAUAAAA